UUGUGCAAUCUCCACGGAAUAAGCUAAACUUGAGUUGUGCUGUCAUUCGAUAAACUGUGCUGUGGUAAAACUCUUCUAAUAAACCUGAUUGUUUUUUGGGAAAAUGUCUCGCAACCAGAUAUAUUAUUCCGACAGGUACAGUGACGACCAGUACGAGUACAGGCAUGUUGUUUUGCCUCGGGACAUGGUCAAAUAUGUCACAAAAUCUCACCUGAUGUCUGAAAAAGAGUGGAGACAGCUGGGAGUGCAGCAGUCCCAAGGAUGGAUCCACUAUAUGAUACAUGAACCAGAGCCACACAUCCUUCUGUUCAGAAGACCUCUACUUCAGAAACAAUGACACAACCCGUGGUCACUCUGAAAGAUUCAUCCUGUGCUAUUUUUUUUUAAAUACAUUUUCUAGCUGGUUGCACAUUGCUGCUUAUGAAAUUAUCAGUUUAUUUAAGUAAUCUGCUUUCUCUGAUACAGAAACAACCUGCUACCUACCUUGCGCCCCCCCCCCCCCCCCCUUUUAUGUUUUUGGUUUAUGUUCCUAUGAUUGGCCACAAGAGGGUGCUGUGGAUCCACUUUUGUAUGCUGUGACAACAAAAACUAUAUUACAAUGUUAUGCUGAGAUCCAGAAAUGUGCCUUAGGAAACCAUAUGUAAUAUUUUCCUCACCUUUUUCUCAUACAUUAAAUGUCAUGUGAAAUACAACUAUUUAAAGCCCAAGGUAUUAAUCUUCUUGGUUAAAAUUAUUAAAUGGCCAUUAGUCUAUAAAUCUGUGAGGCUUAUUUCUCAAAAUCAGUUUAGCGUAUUUAUUAAAUUAAGUUUGUCCAGGAAAUGUAUUUACGUGUGCGUGGGUAUGUACACAACAUUCAAAAACAAUGCUUGGAGAUAAAUACAGCGAUUAUUUCAUUAGUCCUUUCCUGUUCCUAAGUGGCAACUGUCCAAAAUUUCAGUGAGACAAGAAUGUGAUGCUUGUGUGUUUAAGAUGAUAAGCAACAGAUUAACCAUUUAAAUAGUUUAUUUCCGCUACAAGAUCAGUCACUGUGUGACAGCGAAGAAAAAAAAAACAGUGAAUCUGAAAUAACUGAUGCUGUACUUGGACUGAACUGCAUUAUUUUAUUUUACUUUUUAAGA
This is a messenger RNA of Archocentrus centrarchus (flier cichlid), 1118 nucleotides long. RefSeq names its product cyclin-dependent kinases regulatory subunit 1. The record is from RefSeq and is a predicted model, not a curated record. The transcript is spliced from 3 exons. Gene Ontology annotation, molecular function: cyclin-dependent protein serine/threonine kinase regulator activity. NCBI's taxonomy places the organism in Eukaryota, Metazoa, Chordata, Actinopteri, Cichliformes, Cichlidae. The coding region runs from base 104 to 337 and encodes 77 amino acids.